Triticum dicoccoides is the source of this 945-nucleotide messenger RNA. RefSeq names its product putative transcription factor bHLH056. Gene Ontology annotation, molecular function: protein dimerization activity. Lineage: Eukaryota; Viridiplantae; Streptophyta; Magnoliopsida; Poales; Poaceae. The record is from RefSeq and is a predicted model, not a curated record. The coding region runs from base 1 to 945 and encodes 314 amino acids. The transcript has 6 exons. Gene Ontology annotation, cellular component: nucleus.
AUGGACCGACAAGUUCCCGCUACAGAUCCUUGGUGGUACCCCAGCGAGGCCGCAGCAUCCACCGGCGACGACGACUUCCUCGACAUUGAAGGUCUACUCGGGUUGGCGUGGGAAGGAGGCACGGCUCUUCCCGGCGUCGGCUCUCCGCCACCGGCGCUGGGGCCACCGUGCGCGUCGCCUCCAGAGCCAACACCUUCCGAAGACGUGAUGGCAGCGUGGCUCUACCCGAUCGUCAGUGGCGAGGACAAUGCCGGGGACGGCCCCAUGGUGAAGGGCAAACCGUCGGCCAAGGCGUCGGGGAGUUUGGGGAUGACGGAGAGCGAGGGGAAGCUUCCGGCUACGGACGGCAUGUACCAUGUCAAGGACACAAACAUAACGAGCGAUUCCAGCGAGAGGAGGAAGGCGGCAUCAGGAGGCUCAAACAAAACAAGGUCGUCUCGUCACUCAGAUACACACAACGAUACAGAAAAGAGGCGAAGAUGCAAGAUCAGUGACAGGCUCAGGACCCUGCAGCAGCUCGUCCCUGGAUGCAAGAAGUGUAACCAGGCGUCGACGCUGGAGCAGACGAUCCAGUACAUGAAGUCGCUGCAGCGGCAGGUCCAGGCAAUGAAGUCGCUGCAGCGGCAGGUCCAAGCAGUGUACCCCGUCAUGCAGACGGCAUCGGCGCCGGCCGUCGCGGUGACACUGGGCGCCGCACCCGCCUCGGCAGCUCCAGGGACGGUGCUCGCGGGAGGAUGCGUCCCGCUCCUGCCUGCAGGAAUGGCUCCGUUCGGAGCCAUGCUCCCGUACCCUCCUUACCACGCCGUGAUGAUGCCAGUACAGGCGGCGAAGGCGGUCCCAUUUUACCUCCCACGGCCGGCAGCCUCUGCUCCUCUAGAGUGGCAGUGCUCCGUCUCCAGGGAGCAGCAUUACAAAAAGGGGCAAGGAAGGAGGGAGAGAUUGUAA